AUGCACGGUGAUCGGCGGUGCGCUGUGUCCCUAGGACACAGCGGAUCACGGAAAGAGCCGAAGAUGUCGGCUCGAUCAUGUGAUCAGCUGUGUCCAAUCACAGCUGAUCACAUGUACACUGAUCAUCAGGGCACUGAUGAUCAGUGUGCCCUGAUGAUCAGUGUAGCCCCAGCAGUGCCACCUGUCAGUGUCCAUCAGUGCCUUAUGUCAGUGCUCAUCAGUGCAGUUCGUGCCAGUGCCCAUCAGUGCCACAUCAGUGCCACAUAUCAGUGCCUACCAGUGCACCUCAAUGCCACAUAUCAGUGCCCAUCUGAGCUGCCUUUCAGUGUCACCCAUCAGUGCCAGUCAGUGCCACCUAUCAAUGCCAAUCAGUGCCGCCUAGCAGUGCCUGUCAGUGCCGCCUAUCAGUGCCAGUCAGUGCUGCCUAUCAGUGCCAUAUAUCAGUGCCAUGUAUCAGUGCUGCCUUUCAGUGCCCAUCAGUGAUGCCUGUCAAUGCCCAUCAGUGCCACCUACCAGUGCCUCCUCAUCAGUG
This is a messenger RNA of Staurois parvus, 532 nucleotides long. Lineage: Eukaryota; Metazoa; Chordata; Amphibia; Anura; Ranidae. The record is from the annotation of a GenBank genome assembly.